ACGUCUACUUGUUAUUAUAUACAUUACAUACAUACGUACAUAUAAAUCUGUUUAUAUUCCGUCGUCGUCUUCUCUUCCCGGGAAUUAAUUACUCUUCCUCCCCUUAGUUCCUCGCCGAUUAUCCGAAAAAGGUGCUGCUUGUACUCGUUAGCGUUGGUGCUUGCGUAUAUAAGAUAUACCCCCCUGAGCUGUUUAGCUGUUUGACCUGAUUCACGAUCCGACGGGCACUAGUCAACUAUUCUGAGUAGCUUGAGAAGCGCGUGAUAUAUUUCUAGUACUAGACAAAUAUAUUUAUACUAGGGAAGGGUUCGUUCAAAUAUGAGCAGUCCUUCUUGGUAUUCCUCAUUGUGGUUUUUCGGUUGUCUAGCACCUUGAAGUAUUUCGCUGUUUUAGUUCUUGCUUUUAUACCUAUAAAAUAUGUCCAAGAUGGGUCACUCCAGGUGCUUUUCCACGUACGACGACGAGUUCGAGUUCGACGACGCAUAUUUUAGACAAUUCUAUAAGCCAUUGUCUAACCUUCCCACGCCGCCUCCCUCGUCUAAAAAUUCAUCCGCCGUUCAGAGCCCUUGCAUUGUCGCCGAAGAUGUCGAUUCUGUCACAUGCGAAUAUCUAGGUCCUGCUGCUCACCUAGCGAGAAUGCUACCCCCGGGAGCUUCUUUCACGACACCGUCCAUUUCUAUUGUGCGAGCCAUACUGGCACGUGCCGACCUACCAAUGGAUAUCAUUGCUCUAGCGGUGUGCAUAUUGGAUUCGUUAAACUCCCGAUUUUCUCGAACAUGGCGGAUCUCCUUCCCAUUAAGCAAGCUAAGCGAUUUAGCACCGAAACGUCACACAUUGCCGUCUGGUGCAAUUCAAGCUGUACACAUCGACAGUGUAUUCCCCGAAAUAAUCAUCCUAGCCGCAUUGAUGAUCGCCGACAAGUUCGUAGAAGAUUUGCAGGAGACAACCCAAUAUUACGGCACGGCGUGGGGCAACAAUAUGUGGACGAGUGAGCAGAUUAAUUUCACCGAGCGGUGCAUUAUGGAGAGCCUAGGAUAUCGGAUCUUGCCUCUGUGGGAUGCUAAGUCCAUCAAGCAAGCGAGACACGAUAUCGAAUUAGCCCGACGGGAAUUGGUCGACGCAGGAGGCAUUGGGAUAGGGGAUGACAACAAGAUGGCUAAGCAUGCGAAGUCGAUGAGCUCAGGACACGCCGUGAUGGGUCCGGGUCUACAGCUCACCCCUGUUGAUACGCCCACCUCAGAAUUGUCGGCUCCAUUUGGCCAUCUCGGCCGCGAAACUCGGGAAGCGUUUAGCAACAGCUCGACCCUGCCAGGAGACUAUUUGCGCCCGCCCCCCGCCCGAGUAUCUCGAUGAAUCUAAUAUUAGCGGGCGAUC
Molecule: messenger RNA, 1374 nt
Organism: Hypoxylon trugodes
Lineage: Eukaryota; Fungi; Ascomycota; Sordariomycetes; Xylariales; Hypoxylaceae
Exons: 2
Coding region: 427-1353 (308 amino acids)
Source: RefSeq, a predicted model, not a curated record